UAAGGRAGGAGGGAGGAUACUUCUGGUUGGAGAAGCAACAGAUCCUUAAUGUUCCCUGAAAAACAACCUCACAUCACAUCUCAUUCGCCUCGAGGAAGACAUCAUCGCAAAUUGAUGGAAUAUUCCAAUGCACGCAAUGCACGCAUGUAGACAUUUGGAUCAUUAUUGCGGUCAACUUCCAUGUUUAGGAAAUGUGUUAGAUUUUUUUGUGGGGGUCUGGCGGAUUUUGUGAAUUUUCGGAUAAGGCAUAAAUCGCAACAAUAGGUGAGGACCUUGGGUUAUUGCUCCCAAAAAUGUAAUCUAGAAAUAGACUUUCUUUAAAUUGGCACAUUUUGUAGAUUUGAUGUAGAAUAUAACACUCACAAUAUUUCAUAGCCUAAUCUGAAACUAUCGCUGAAGGUCGCCAAGUAACUGUUGAAUCUUUCAAGCCUAUUUUCGGCUACAACUUCUGCUUAUUUAUAGACUAUUCAACAMAUAUUUUGACCACAAAAGCCUGCCUAGUCUAGAUUUAUAGAGAUGUUUUGAGAUUGCAACCUAUAGAUACGAGUGGUUCGGGGAGUUGUAUUGUAGCUUUUAUAACAGGUGGUUUUAGUCAAGGCCACUCUCUCUGCCUGCCUGCCGCUCGCAUUGGACUUGUUGAAAGCAACAACUGUCCCCGGUACAGUUGGAUACAUGAGUAGUAUUAUAACAAGGACUGACAUGAGGAAAAACUCAACUGUCACUGUGUGAUUCACCGAGAUAUAAUAACGGAAUAACAAACUAACGGAAUAACCAACCGUCUCUCCAUCUAAAUCUAUGAUCAACUCGGUGUGUGUUUCGUCUUACCGAGGACGCAAGUCAGGCAACAAACCUCCGUCCAAGACAUGCCUGAAGGAAGAGAUGACCAGGGGGGAAGACUCGGAAAAAAUAAUCAUCAAUGUUGGUGGUACAAGACACGAAACCUACAAGAGCACAAUUAGGACCCUACCGGGGACGCGCCUGGCAUUGUUAGCCGACCCGCCAGAGCCGGUGAACAACCCAGACACGGACUCCCUCCCACCGACUCCCUCCCAACCCAGACCCAUUUCUCCAUAUCCAACUACAAACGAGUUAUUUUUCGACAGGCACCCUGGCAUAUUCGCUUAUGUGUUAAACUAUUAUAGGACUGGCAAGCUUCAUUGCCCCGCCGAUGUCUGCGGGCCUCUUUUUGAAGAGGAGUUAGCGUUUUGGAUGAUAGAUGAGACCGACGUGGAGCCGUGUUGCUGGAUGACAUACCGGCAGCAUCGGGACGCAGAGGAGGCACUGGACAUAUUCGAACCACCGGACCCAGAUGACACGGACGAUGAACUACCCAGACGGUUCGGCAUUGAGGACUGCCCGGACAGAUCGAGGGGAUGCUGCGAAGUUUGGCAACCAAAAAUAUGGGCACUCUUUGAGGACCCCUACUCAUCCAGGGCUGCUAGAGGCAUAGCGUUUGCCUCACUGUUCUUUAUCCUGGUUUCCAUCACUACGUUCUGUCUGGAGACCCACGAGUACUUCAACGACCUGCAGAACCGCACGGAACGCGUGGUGGUGGGGAACCACACCGAGGUGGUGAUCUUGGUGGAGGUGGUGACCAAGCCCAUUCUGACCGUGGUGGARGGYGUUUGUGUGGUCUGGUUCACCUUUGAGUUCUUCGUCCGCAUCGUUUGCUGCCCCGACAAGCUGCUCUUCAUCAAGAACAUGUUAAACGUCAUUGACUUCGUGGCCAUCCUGCCCUUCUACCUGGAGAUGGGCCUCAGCGGCCUGUCCUCCUCUAAAGCGGCCUCCGACAUCCUGGGGUUUCUGCGGGUCGUCCGUUUCGUCCGGAUCCUCCGGAUCUUCAAGCUGACCAGGCAUUUCGUCGGUCUGAGGGUUCUCGGCCACACGUUGAGAGCCAGCGUCAACGAGUUCUGCCUGCUUAUCGUCUUCCUGGCGUUGGGCGUCCUCAUCUUCGCCACGAUGAUCUACUACGCAGAGCGGAUAGGGGCCCAACCGGAYGACCCUCGCGGCUCCAACCACACCCACUUCAAAAACAUCCCCAUCUCCUUCUGGUGGGCCGUGGUCACCAUGACCACCCUGGGCUACGGGGACAUGUACCCCAAGACGUGGCUGGGCAUGAUAGUGGGCGCGCUGUGCGCCCUGGCGGGGGUGCUGACCAUCGCCAUGCCCGUGCCUGUUAUAGUCAAUAACUUUGGGAUGUACUACUCCUUGGCCAUGGCUAAGCAGAAGCUGCCUAAGAAGAAGAAGGCGCACAAUCCGAACCCGGACGCUCCCACGGACACGGCCUCGUUCGGGAAGUCUGUCGCUACCUCUCCCAGGGACAGUACUCAGAGUGAUACGUGUCCGCUGGCUGCAGAGGAUCAUAUCAACAGGAACCGCUCAGACUCCAAGCAGAAUGGAGACGCAAACCUGGCUCUGUCGUCGGAUGAGGGGUGCAGCCUGACCCAGCCGCUGUCACCCAGCGAGAAGCGGAACCUGCGGCACGCCCACGGCGGCGCUCGAGAACGCUCCCGGUCGGUCCGGGGGAACAAGACAAGCAAGAAAGAGGCAACCUGCUUCCUGCUCACUUCCGGAGACUUCUCCUGCUCUGGAGGAGAACACACCAUAGUCACUGAGAGCUGUACAGACAUCCUGGCAGCUACAGGGAUCUACGCCCAUCCAGAAAUCACCACUCUGACCUGAAGAAGCCCAUUUGGAUUGAGAAAGAACAAGUGGUCGUGAACCAGGGUGCAUGGGGCGGAGCUUCAGAUUUAGGSCCCUCCCUCCUUCUCUAACUAACGUGAAGGUUCCCGGGAAGGUUCCAGAAGAAGAACCCCUUGUCUUUCUGUCGAGUACAAAGUAACCAAACUCCGCGGGUAGAAUACUUCUAUCUGAUGCUUUAGAAGAUAUAGUUAUGUAUGUACACACAUCUGUCUGUUUCCAAGCAUUUAGCAUGUAUUKUAUUGCAUGAUCUAGCUCUAUAUAAUGUACCUUGAGGAAAUUAACAUCAGUGAGCUUAAUGUUAAGGGACACAUCUAAAGUUGAUUAGGGUUUUGAAUAUCUCCUCUGAUGUUAAUCGUCUUGAGUUUCAAUCAAACAUCAAUAUUUCCAAAUGGUGUUUUCAAGAAAUUGCUACUAUGGCAUUUGUUGAUUCUGUUUUAAAAGUGUACAAUAGACUACAUGAUCAGUUCAUAGUCCUCGUGAAGAAUCCUGAGACCAGAAACCAUAUGAUGUUUCAGAA
Molecule: messenger RNA, 3220 nt
Organism: Salvelinus sp. IW2-2015
Lineage: Eukaryota; Metazoa; Chordata; Actinopteri; Salmoniformes; Salmonidae
Product: voltage-gated potassium channel KCNC1
Exons: 5
Coding region: 796-2682 (628 amino acids)
Biological process (GO): potassium ion transmembrane transport; protein homooligomerization
Cellular component (GO): axon terminus; voltage-gated potassium channel complex; postsynaptic membrane
Molecular function (GO): protein binding; delayed rectifier potassium channel activity
Source: RefSeq, a predicted model, not a curated record